GACAAAUAAAUUAUGGGAAUACGAAAAUUGGACACGAAGAGCAAAGGGGAACUCAUUGUCAGUCAGCAGCCUUGCCUGACUCCUUUCUUUCGGUACCGGCAUCGACCCACAGGAGGAGUUUUCCGCUAUACUGCCAACCCCUUGAACAAACCCUGCCAACCUUUGCCAACCCUGUGCGCCGACCUUUAAGACGUAUCAACGCAACACGCAGGAUUUCUUGUUUUAACACUUUAUGUUAUGCACCCCCUCAUUUUCACGUACUUUUGUUUUAUAUUUGGAACGCUCUAACACCAUUCGUGCAGUUGCUGCUGCGCAGGCUGUUUCGUUUCGCUGUUUUUACGCGAUAAUAUCAAAGUGGAUCAGUCCAGAUUUUUUUAGGGUAAAAAAUUAGAAAUGCCUACCGCGCAAUUUAUAAUGCUCAAGUUUAUCGGGAAUCUUGGAAAAACUAAAGCUAUUAAGUCCUAUCCGAGUUCGUUGAGAUAAGAAAUGCCGCAGAGACGGUUCAAUGACACUUCUUUCAUCGAUCUCCUGAUAUAUCUGGAAGAAACGACUAGAGAAUCAACGUUCGAAAUUCAAAUUUCAACGCGACCUUCGAUUUAUCCAACUUCCAUCUGCAUACGAUAUAACAUCGUUUAAGGGUAUCUUAUAUAGCUCGAAACCAUUUACAGCUACGAUUUUAAAGAUCAAGUUCGAAAUCGGACCUCCAAAUUGCCUCAAGCACACUUUCAGCUCAUGCAAUGCUAAUUGCACACUCGACUGCAUGUGUGAUAUCGACUAUAAUUAGUCACCUACUCAAAGCCGGUUCGCGAUGAUCGUAGAAAAAUUUAUUCCAAGAGUGAAUGCAAGUAAAAGGCACUUUGCAGUUUUAUCCGAAAUGUUCACAGAUCGAAGACAGGCAGAUUAAUCUCGAGGCUGAAGUUAGUAACGUUAACGUAUCGAAACAUUGAAACAAAAAAUUACUAUUUCACACCUUUGGAAUAACAGAAGAAGUUUAGUUUACAAAAUCUCAGUUUUCUUGAUGCUGUAUUAACAAUUUGCUAAACUUCAGGUAAUCCUAAAGUUGCAAAAUAACAGUUUUUACUAAACAUGCAUCAUUACAGUAACGUUACAAACUUCAGCCUGGUGCCUGUCUUUGUCACUCUCAAAUCUUAGUGAAAGCAUUAACAUCUAUACCUUCCGUCUUUGUUUGAAAAAAUAAAAUUCAAAAACGUUCGAAGUUCGAAUUCGUCGUUCACCUCGUUGAGAAUGGACUAAGGCUCAACGUUACGCUCGGAAUCGCGGCACGAGCAACGGAACUUCCGGUAGGGAUAACUCGGGGUUGGGAAAUUGUGGCUGAGGGUGACGGGUGGUCGGAUGGCGAAAGGUCCACCUGCGACGCAAGCAGGAAGGCAGGGCUAGGGCAGCUCCUGGUCUCGCGCACCUGUCCAUCGCACGCGCGCACAAAUAGGUGCGGGUAACGGUAGAAGCCGUGAGGGUUGCGCGCGGGAGUUCCGUUUGAGUCGGCGAUACCGCGUGAUCUGGAAGCCGCGUCCAUCGCGAGUUGCGCGUCUAAGUAAGUCUCUCAUACGUCACAACUGGAGAAUCGGAUGCGUUUUUAUCCGUCAGAUCGGUUCUCAGAGCGUCAUCCAUCACGGUGUGCUGAUCAAGUCCGACGAGGACUUUUGAUUCGGCCGACACUGAUAUGACACGGUAAAAAUGAGAAUUGACAUUAUCGAAGGCCUUUCGGAUGAAGGAUCACUGUCAGAAAAUAUGGAUACGGAGAGCUACGGAGUAGAAGCAGAGCUCACGAGCCUUUCCUGGCUCCAAUCACUCGACAUCACAAGUGCCUCAAAUCUACCGACUCCACCAUGCUCGCCUUCGCCUCCUCCGAUCGCUCAGCAUGCACCAAAGAAAAUGUCACCAUUGCUUAAAGCUGAGCUAGACCUGGCUGAAAAUGCGGAAAAGUACCGUCUCGACUCGGAUGCUAAACCUCCCUUCUCAUACGCAACAUUAAUCUGCUUGGCGAUGAGGGCUAAUAAUAACAAACUGACACUAUCGAGUAUCUACAGAUGGAUAAGAGAAAACUUCACAUACUACAAGCAUGCCGAUCCCGCGUGGCAGAAUUCAAUCCGCCAUAAUCUAUCGUUGAACAAGUGUUUCGUGAAGCUGCCACGAUCAAAGGACGAGCCGGGUAAAGGAGGUUUUUGGAAAUUGGAUCUUGAGAGAUUAGAGGAAGGAAGACGUUCCCGAAGGCGGGUCUCGUCCCGCCGAAAUAGCACGACUAAAACGGCGGCACCAACCACAAAUUUGACACCUGUAGCCUUGUACGAAACUCCACCGAGCAGCGUUUCACCCCCAAUUCCAGACAGCCUGCCGGAAGUCCCCGAAUCGACACAAGUCAGUCUAAGCGAGGAUGACCUCACAGGACUUCUGAUCGCAACCGUCGGCUGGGACGAGAAUCAGCUUGAUCUUCUCGACUCUCUACUAGAUUCCUUGUAAGCAUCAUAUUUCUUCUUCUUUGCCUCUUACUUCUUUCCUUCUCCAUACAAUUAUUAUACCGGGUUAUUUCCUUGACGGUUGUCUCACUUACCGAAAUGCAGGGGGAUUGACUCCUUUGAAAUUACCGAGAAAUAACCCGGUGUAUACGAUGUAUCGUUCAAGAAAUAUCCCGCGGUAAAUUUACGCUGACAACAUUAAUUAUAACCGUUUGCUCAUGUAUAGCAUUAAAUAUUCAGACAACCUUUUUGUAUCCAACUUUAAUAUGCACGACGAUCCUUCGAGUGAUUUGCACAGGUAAAUUGUAUAUUCGCGAAUGAGAGGAAUUUCGACGUACAUUUUAUACCGCGACAAUCUCUUGAAACUUGAAAAUCAAAUGUGCAUACGCGAGUUUGUUCGUGCAGGCUGGCCAUCCCGAGAUUCAGCCGUCAAACUGUUUCUGGCGGCGAUGUAGUUGAUACGAAUUUUCAAGGUUAGAAUCUCACAUAAUUGUGACAGUGACUCAGAAAGGUUUGCGAAGCAUUUGACGUCGAGUCGAAAAGUUGAUUGUUCAAAGAACGGUCGGAAUUUAAUGCUUAUGCUCUUUGAAAAUUCAAGCGUAUGUUCAUAUUUUGCGUACGUUGGCCCGUCUGCAUCGUAGACAAGAAUAUCGCUCCGGGAAGAUUUUGCCGACCAAUGAGAUUGAAUUAUUUGGUGCAUGUGCGGUUGAUUUUCAAGUUUCAAAAGAUUGUCCCGGUGUGUAUACUUAAAUAUUGCGUAACAUCUAAAGUGAUGUCCGGUGAUGAAGCUGAAAAUUUCAAACAAUUUUCAUCAAAUAUUAACAAAUUUUGCAAAGGGAAUUUAAGAACAACAGUCUUUAGUUAUUUCCAUAGAAUUUUUUUCUUACUUCAAUUAGUGUAGAUACAAUUAGGCAUACUGCAGUAGAACUGACCCAAACAAUACGCGGAAAAAAAACUCAAAUUCAAGCAAUGAAAUCCGUCCAAAAAACGAUAAGACAUGGUUUUUGCAUUUAUCAAUAUAUAUAUAAUGAAAUUCGCUACACUUGCAUGAAUAACUGUUAUGUAGAUAUCACAGUUAUUAAAAUAGCAUGUAGCAUAGAAGUGUAAUAUGCCUUAUAAUCGGAAUGAACAUUCGCUGUGUACUCUAUGUUAUUGAAAUUAAAAAACAACCCUCUAAAGUAUGAAUUAAUUAAUAAAAGCUCAAUGCGAUUUUAAUAUUAAUCACUUACGUUAGAUUUGAAAUUAAUGAAUUAUUGAUUGGUGAGAGAAAUAUGCUAAUAACAGGUGGUUGAUGUGUUAGUUUUGUAAAAAAAAGAAAAGAUUUGCUUCUAUAGGAAUGUAAUGUCAGAUAAAUGAUGCUCAAAUAUUAACGACUAUUCGACAACGUGGAAGAAAAUGAAGAAAAAACUAGUGAGGGAAAAAGAAAAAGUUGUCUGAAUAUUUUGUAGGAUCUCAGCCCCUCCCAUUUUUUGCAAAAUAUUUUCAAAAGAAUUUGAAUAUAUCACAUGUAUAGAGUUGGAUGUUGAAAAUGUGUAACCAGCUCAUAUUAUCAAGUAUUAUUAGAUAAUAUAUUUGAUCGUUGUUAAUGUAACCAGCAAUAUGUGUAUACGCAAUACACAUACCUUGGUAUAUAUGUAGAAUGUGUAAACCUGUUCGAUAAAGUGAAUAUAAUUAAUCACUUGAUUUAAUUUAUUAAUUUUUUGUUCUUUCAAGUUUGAGAUUCAAGUGCAAAAUGAAAGCGAAAAAGAAAAAUACGAAGAUUGAUAAUAAUUAACGAUUGAACACGUUCGAAUUGAAACUUCAUGUCAUACAAACUAGAUCUGCUCAAUAAUCAUUUUCAACAUCCAAAUAAUUAUUGUAGAUAAGAGAAUAUAUACAAAUACCUUCAUACAUACAAUAUAUUAAUAAUAAUAAUAGUAAGAAUAAUAAUGACAAUGAAUUUUAUGUUUUUAAUUAUAGAUGUAUAAUAUACAUGUAUAGGUAAUAAUUUCAUUGAAGCGAUAACAUUGGUGUGAUAUUAUUUGAAUUGGUGUGUGUUUUUGCGCUCUAGUUCACGCCUUUAAGAAUCCGUCCAGCGAUAAAAAUAUUUAUAAAUUAAUAUUUAAGAAUAAUAUUGCAGUCAUUUGAGAUCAAAGAUUGUACUUAAUUAACAAACAGGAUAAAUUAACGUACAUUUUACUAUUAUACUAUAUUAUACGUAUAUCCCUACAAUGUAACGUGUGCCAUUUUAUGCCUUGAAAAUAAUGUGAACCAAAUGAAGGAAAAAAGAAAAAGAAAAUAAAAGAAAAAGAAUAGAAAGAAAUCAUUUAAUAAUUACUUAGUGGCCUUAUAAUCUAUAUAGCAAUUUGACAAUGUAAUAAUAAUUAUUGCGUAGUAUAAUAUUUUAGAAUUAAUUUCUGGUCAACUGAAUUUUCUUUUUAAUAUACUAAACAUUUUUAAUAUAUAUAUAUAUUAUAGUAUGUGGAUUAUCGACCCUUGGGUAUUCAACACCUGCAUGAUUUAUAUUUUUGAGGAAUUUAUUUGUCUCUCGUUCCUUGAGUCUCCAUUAUCACGUACGAUAAUUUUAUUCAAUUCUUAACAAGGCAAUACUGUAUAUUCAAUAUCAUUGUAUUAAACCCACUUGAAAAAGCAAUACUAAUGAAGAGAUUCGGAUAAGAAUUUUUACUAUGUUUAUCAAAAAUAACUAUUAUAUAUGCAAUCCGUCUUGGAAUCUAGUGAAAAUAUUUCGCUCAAAAAAAAAGUCAUUAUGCUGCAAGCAUUGUAUUAUCGUAAUGACACAAACGUGUUUCAAUCUUUGACAAGUUCGAUGUUUGGCAACACGAUAAAUCGAAUCAUUUGUCUCCGUAAUACAAUAGACAUACUAUGGGUGUAGGUGUGUUGAAGAAAAAUAACGAAAUCACCACUAAAGGUGAAGGUUGUAAAAUUUACGUUGUAAUUUUACGAUAAUGAAUUAUUAUUAAUAUUAUUAAUAUUAUUAUUAUUAUUAUUAUUAUUGUAAAAGUGCUCAAUGCGGUAUGUUAACAAUUUCCACCAUGUAUCUGAUGAGAAUAUAAUAUACAAAAUGUAGAAGUGAA
Molecule: messenger RNA, 5548 nt
Organism: Neodiprion fabricii
Lineage: Eukaryota; Metazoa; Arthropoda; Insecta; Hymenoptera; Diprionidae
Product: forkhead box protein J1-B-like
Exons: 4
Coding region: 1696-2478 (260 amino acids)
Biological process (GO): regulation of transcription by RNA polymerase II
Molecular function (GO): RNA polymerase II cis-regulatory region sequence-specific DNA binding; DNA-binding transcription factor activity, RNA polymerase II-specific
Source: RefSeq, a predicted model, not a curated record